Messenger RNA from Ictidomys tridecemlineatus (thirteen-lined ground squirrel), 8308 nucleotides. The record is from RefSeq and is a predicted model, not a curated record. Lineage: Eukaryota; Metazoa; Chordata; Mammalia; Rodentia; Sciuridae.
AUAUAGACCUGCAGCUAACUGGAUUUGAUUUAUAAGAGGGAAAUCUACAGUCAAUGGCCACCCUCACCAAAUUGCUACUAUGGAAAACAGAAUGGUCAAUAGGAUAUGGUCUGAUAAAUAGAGAUGAUUGAAGAUGCUGCCUCAAUACAUGUGAAAUCAAUGGGAGAUACUUGCUGCAUGAAGAGUGUUCUGAACUUUUCCCGACCAGCUCACUUUUGAGGAAUUGGAGGCAUAUUCUACCAUUAUACAGUCCGUCUCGAGUGGAUAUAAAUACAUUUGCCUCACUGUAACCAGACAGCUAGACAACUAAUGUGGGAUCAUGGCACAGCCCAGAUGCAUGUGGCCAGAUUACGUUUGGAAAGCAGUGAUGGCAUGCUUGGUACACAGGGGAUUGGGCGCCUCGUUGACUCUCUGUAUGUUGGGAUGUUUAAUUCAGGCUGCCCAUGUGCUCUCACAAAAAUUGGAUGAUGUGGACCCACUGGUGACAACCAACUUUGGCAAGAUAAGAGGGAUUAAGAAAGAACUCAAUAAUGAAAUUUUGGGGCCUGUUAUUCAGUUUCUUGGAGUUCCGUAUGCAGCUCCACCAACAGGAGAACAUCGUUUUCAGCCUCCAGAACCACCAUCUCCCUGGUCAGAUGUCAGGAAUGCCACUCAGUUUGCUCCUGUGUGUCCCCAGAAUAUCAUUGAUGGCAGGUUGCCAGAAGUCAUGCUUCCUGUGUGGUUUACCAAUAACUUGGAUGUGGUUUCUUCAUAUGUACAAGACCAGAGUGAAGACUGCCUUUAUUUAAACAUAUAUGUCCCAACUGAGGAUGUAAAAAGAAUAUCCAAGGAAUGUGCCAGAAAACCCGGCAAGAAAAUAUGUAGAAAAGGAGGUCCCCUUACAAAGAAACAGACAGAUGAUUUAGGUGAUAAUGACGGUGCUGAAGAUGAAGAUAUCCGGGACAGUGGAGGUCCCAAGCCAGUGAUGGUGUAUAUCCAUGGUGGCUCAUACAUGGAAGGUACGGGAAAUUUAUAUGAUGGGAGUGUGCUGGCGAGCUAUGGCAAUGUGAUCGUCAUCACUGUCAACUAUCGGCUUGGGGUACUUGGUUUCUUGAGUACAGGAGAUCAGGCCGCAAAAGGAAACUAUGGACUUCUUGAUCUCAUACAGGCUUUAAGAUGGACUAGUGAGAACAUUGGAUUCUUUGGUGGUGACCCCUUGAGAAUCACUGUUUUUGGAUCAGGCGCUGGGGGUUCAUGUGUCAAUCUGCUGACUUUAUCCCAUUAUUCUGAAGGUAACCGUUGGAGCAAUUCAACCAAAGGACUUUUUCAACGAGCAAUAGCUCAAAGUGGAACAGCCCUUUCCAGCUGGGCUGUUAGUUUCCAACCUGCAAAAUAUGCUAGAAUGUUGGCCACAAAAGUUGGUUGCAAUGUUUCAGAUACAGUAGAGUUAGUGGAAUGCCUCCAGAAGAAGCCUUACAAAGAACUUGUUGAUCAAGAUAUUCAGCCUGCCAGAUACCACAUAGCCUUUGGACCUGUGAUCGAUGGUGAUGUCAUACCAGACGACCCCCAGAUAUUGAUGGAGCAAGGAGAGUUUCUCAACUAUGACAUAAUGUUAGGAGUUAACCAAGGGGAAGGGUUAAAAUUUGUUGAAAAUAUAGUAGAUAGUGAUGAUGGUAUAUCAGCUAGUGACUUUGACUUUGCUGUUUCCAAUUUUGUUGAUAAUUUAUACGGCUAUCCUGAAGGCAAAGAUGUUUUGAGAGAAACCAUUAAAUUCAUGUACACUGACUGGGCUGAUCGGCAUAACCCUGAAACCAGAAGGAAGACACUGUUGGCAUUAUUUACUGACCAUCAGUGGGUGGCACCAGCUGUAGCCACAGCAGAUCUUCACUCAAACUUUGGUUCACCCACAUACUUCUACGCCUUUUACCAUCAUUGCCAAACAGAUCAGGUUCCAGCUUGGGCUGAUGCAGCCCAUGGAGAUGAGGUUCCCUAUGUAUUGGGAAUCCCCAUGAUUGGUCCCACAGAGUUAUUUCCUUGCAAUUUCUCCAAAAAUGAUGUGAUGCUGAGUGCUGUCGUAAUGACAUACUGGACAAACUUUGCUAAAACUGGUGACCCCAAUCAACCAGUCCCUCAAGACACAAAAUUCAUCCAUACCAAACCCAACCGCUUUGAAGAAGUAGCAUGGACCAGAUAUUCCCAGAAAGACCAACUUUAUCUCCAUAUUGGAUUAAAACCAAGAGUUAAAGAGCAUUACAGGGCCAAUAAGGUGAACCUCUGGUUGGAGCUGGUACCUCAUCUGCAUAAUCUCAAUGACAUUUCUCAGUAUACCUCGACAACAACUAAAGUGCCAUCAACUGACAUCACUCUUAGACCCACGAGAAAAAAUUCUGUACCUGUCACAUCAGCCUUUCCCACUGCCAAGCAGGAUGAUCCCAAACAACAGCCAAGUCCAUUUUCAGUGGAUCAAAGGGACUACUCAACAGAGCUGAGCGUCACUAUUGCAGUCGGAGCAUCAUUGUUGUUUCUGAACAUCUUGGCCUUUGCAGCCCUGUACUACAAAAAGGAUAAGAGGAGACACGAUGUCCACAGGAGGUGCAGCCCUCAGCGUACUACCACCAACGAUCUGACCCAUGCACAAGAAGAGGAAAUCAUGUCCCUCCAAAUGAAGCACACUGAUUUGGAUCAUGAAUGUGAGUCCAUCCAUCCACAUGAGGUGGUUCUUCGGACCGCCUGCCCCCCAGAUUACACACUAGCUAUGAGAAGGUCACCUGAUGAUGUUCCCUUAAUGACACCCAACACCAUUACAAUGAUUCCCAACACUAUACCAGGGAUUCAACCCUUACACACAUUCAAUACAUUUACUGGAGGACAGAACAAUACUCUGCCCCACCCCCAUCCCCACCCCCAUUCACAUUCAACAACCAGGGUAUAGCCAGAUAAGAGAAACAAACUAUUUUUUUUUCUUUUGAUGGAUUGCAGUAAAACAAAAUUACUGAAGAUUCCUUGGCUUUCAACCUACAAGACUCUCACUAUUUAAAUAAGGAGGAAUAUUAUGUGAAUAUACAUAUCAAGAACUUUGGGGGUUUUGAAAAAAAUGAAUUGUAUAUAUAUAUACACAAAUCAACUCUAAAAACAAAUUUCAAUUGCUUGAAGCAAUUGUUCUGAAUGAUACUUUUUCAUUCACAUUCAAGAAUUAAUUUUUUGAAGAUUUAAGUUGCAUAAUGGAAUUAGGCAUGUGGAACACCAAACAGGAAAGAACUAUGUCCGAAAUAUAAAAAAAUUUAAAAACAACUAUGAAUAUGCACAAGGGACACACCAAUGGAAUGUCAGAUAAUUUUCACCAGUUUUUAUUUGGAGCUGUUUUAUUGUGUAGACCAUAUUUACAUAUUUGGAUAAGUACACAAAGCACCAAUGCUGUUAAUGGCCUUAGCGGAGGCUCAUGCUGAAAUUUGCCAGUAAAACAAAGGAGUUUAAAGACUGGCAGGUACAACAUUAUCACAUAAGUGCUGUCAGUAUAAAGUUGUGGGGAUAAAGGAAACUGGAUAUUUUUAGCACGAUGUGCAUGAUAAUUUAUAUGCUUGGUGGCUGUGCUGCUGAUUAAGCCGUAAUUAAAAUUCUUCUCAUCCCAUUGGAGUUUUUAAUAGAAGCUUCCUCCAUCAAUUGGCAGAACCUAAAGAAGAUUUUAAGGGGCAAAAGUAAUUACAGUAAAAUAAUUCACAGUAGCUUCAAUAAUAGAAGGAAUUAGCUAUUAAAGGUAUUUGAAGAAAUAUAGGUAUAGUGGUGAAUACUCGCUGAUAUGAAUCCCAGAAAAAAAAUUUCCUGUGUUUUUAAUGUUCUUUUCAUUCCCAUCUAAAUAAUUUAUAGAAAUAUAACCCUAAUUGGACAUAUGUUACCGGCUCUAUAAUUUGCUGUGUUUUUUUGUUACUCUGUAUUUUGUUCCUUUUGGUAAGGUGAAGUGUGUCCAAAGAGUUGUUUGAAACAGUCUUUUAUGAUAUGAAGAUGCCCCAAUAUUACCACUCUGAUGACAGUUCUCAGUUAAUUGAUUUACUCAUGUUGCAUGGCAAAAUGUUUACCGAUAAUAAUUCAAUAUAAAGUUAUGUCCCUCUUCACAUCACUUAUCUUUCUCACUGAGGUUCAUUCACUGGAAUUUACUCACGCAAUCUCAGUAGAGUGCGACAUAGAUAAAGAACCUAGGAGAGUCAACACCUGGAGGAUUUUAGUCUUACACACGUGUGUGAUUUUAAAUGAAUACUCUAAGAUCACAGGAAACUCUUCAUCCCCCUGUUUACCAGUAAUAUCAGUAUAUCACUGACCUUUCCAAAUGUUUGUAUAUGUAAUCCGAUGUACAUUUAUAUUAAAACAAUGAGAUGGACUUAAAGAGCACAUCCUGAUAAAUACUUUCUCUCUUACCUGUACUAUAUUUCUAUUAGACUAAAGUUAUGUGAUUUUUUUUUACAUUUUUUCAGAUGACUAGCAAUUUUGAUAGUUUGUAAGAUAAUGCAAAGAACUUUCUCUGACAAACUAACUGCAGUAACAGAAACCUUUCUUUUCAGUUACUCUUUUUCAAGAAUGAAAGCUUAUUAUACAAAAGAAAAAAAUUGUAUACUACUUGAUGGAAACAACUUUGUACAUCUUGGCCAUGUCACUGGUCAUUGCGUGAAAUAAAGAUAAUCUGGAUAAUGACUAUUAGUCAAAUGCUAAGAGACAUGAUCUUUGCUCAUUAAAGAGCUAAAAUGUUUAUUGCUGUUUUGUCUUUUUUUACAAAACAAAAACAAGAGAAACAUGACUGUCUCAAAGGGUCAUUUUUCUAGACCAGUCGGGUUUUUGAAGACACAUAGGUAACUUCUACAGAAAAACAUGACCAUGUGUUUAAAGUCAAUUCUUGUCUAAGAUUGAAACUUUAACAUUAUGGAUUUAUAAGCUCCAGAAACUCUUGAAAAAUAUUAGCUUUGUAUUUUUAAAUACCCCUUUUGUGAAGGUGUUUUAGAAAUAAAGUGCCAAUUGUUUUCCGUUAGAAACACAGGUUACAAUUCUGAUCAUCAGGGAGAAGGUCUUUUGGAAAGAAAUGUGCAAAAAUUCAUGAAAUAUAAAUAUCUAGAUUCACGGGGCUGGGGAUAUAACUCAGUCGGUAGAGUGCUUUGCCUUGCAUGCACAAGGCCCUGGGUUCAAUCCCCAACACCAAAAAUAAAUAAAUAAAUAAAAGAAAGAAAGAAAGAAAAUUUAACUUCAUAAUAUAAGGGUAAUUAAGUUGUCAUAAAGUAGCAGAUAGAAAAUUAUCCUUGAAAGAGAACUUACAAUUGCUGUGCAAGACAUUAAAUUAUACUAAAAGAUAAGUUUAUUUCAAGGGAUUUCUUUGAUUACAAUUUCUCCUCCCAAUUAUGAACCUUCAGUAAAAUGCAGAUAUGGCUCCAUAAUUUCAAAUAAAAAUCUCUGUUAGAAGCCAAAAAAUCCAGAGUCUUCAAAAUCCAGAGUGGUCUACAUUCAGUCUUUGCCUGAUGUGGUUAUGCUUUUAGACUGUGAACUGCCAAUGUAAACCAAUAAAAGGAAUUGCUUAGCAUCUGAAAUAUUGUUUAAUCAGAAGACUGUCUUUUACUAUAUUGAGUAAACAAAAGAUAAAAACAGAACUAGAAAUGACAGCAGAGUAAGACAAUAUAUGAAUACCUUCAUAGGCAUUACUUCCACCUGGCAAAAACAAACAUUCUAUUAUGUUGUACUGAUGGCCAAAUUUCUCCCUACUGUACCUUUAUCUGUAAACCUGCCUAUCUGUACCGUAUCUGACUUCUACUUCAUGUUAAAAUUUGGGGAAGAAGCAUUACCCUGUUUAUUUCUCUAAAAUUUAAGUAGCAUCAACUUUGCAGAAGGCAGAGAAGCCAGAUUUUAUUGCUCUUCUCAAGUUAAUUGGUAAAGUCAUUGUGAAUGAGUGUUAGUUGUUAGUUUUAUAAUCACAGACUCUAGUUUUCUGGAUGAGAAACGAUAUCCCACAUUAAGCAGAACAUUAAGAACUGUUUUCAAAGCUACAAUAUAAAUUUUUAAAUGCAAGAACUAAUUUGAAUACUAUUAAUAAAUUUUAAUCAAUAUGCUUAACAUGUAUUUAUUUAGAUAAUAGCCUCCUUUAGGGAAAAAAAGUAAGUACUAAAAAUAAAAGAACAUUUUGGCAUUAUUUAUUAAUUCAGAUUUUCUUGAUUCGAUUAAAUUGUAACCUAAGCAAGGCUGCUUAGAAUUUAUAUAAACAUUAAGCCAAAAUGAACUUUAUUUUAUUGUUUUGUUUUUCUAUAAACUUUUUGCCAAACGUUUAUUAGAAUAAUAUUGUUUUAGAGUAUGAGGUUAAAAAUGUUAAAAUGACAGAUUUCAUAGUUUUAAAUUUUUAUUAAACUAUGAACAAAAUCUGAUUUACUACUACAAGGUAUUUAAUAAAUUUCAUUAAUUCUAUGCAAAUUGGAGCAUAAUUUGCUAAAAUGUUACAAAUACCCAAUUUGGAGACAUCUUUUCAACUCAAAUGAAAUGAGUGUGGAUAAUUUCAUUUCUCAAUAGAAUUUAAAUGUUGACCAAAAAAUUCUUUAUUUCAGACUUCUUAAUCUGUAUAACCUGAAAAGAGCAACAUUUAUAUAUAUAUCAACCAUGUUUACUAAGCAGGAAAACAAGAUGGCAAUAAUUUUCUUACAGAAAUGAAAUGCCAAAUUUAAAUGGCUGUAUGUAAAAAAUGUUAGAUAAUGACAGUUAUUUCACCUGUUGGUAUAUUCAUAUUCAAAUGCAUAUUAUUGUCAAGAAAGGAUAGAAGAAAUGUAGUAAAUAUGUUCCAGCUUUAAAGACACUACUACAUAGAAAUUACUGGGAUUCUUUUCCUUGGCGAGUUUCACUGAAAUACUUUCACGGGACAAUAUGAGUGGAGUUUUUAGGAAGUUGUGAAACAUCAUAGAAAUCCUUUGAUGUUAGUAAUUUUAUUUCUGUCUGUGGUGUUGAUUCAAAGUACUGGCCUUUUCCUUCAUUUCCAGUAAUUAGUUGUUACAGACUAUCACUUUUUAAUGUGAGUGAAAAUUAGAUAAUUUGGUUAUACUUGUGAAAACAUGCUCCCAAAUAAAUUCAAUUAAUGGGCACUUCCCUGCUGAGAUUUUUGUUAUCAUUCAUUUAAUUAUCUUGCCAAGCUUUACUGUUACAGCAAUCGUUUUAGCUUUUUUGUCUAUAAAGUAACAGAAUGUCUGCAAUAGCCUUAUACCUUUCCUGCACUUGAUAUUGACAAUAUACCAAUAUACACUUCAGAUUUCCAUUGCAGUCUCCAAAGUUCCUUAGAAACUUCAGGUGACCGACUUGAUUCUUUUCCAUAAGCAUUGCGAUUUGGUUUUAAUCUGGCACUUUGCUGUAUUUAUUGUAUGCAGGCCAGAAAUUAAUUCCCUAAUUAAUGUGAUUAGGGUUAUGGAGAAUAUAAACUGAAAUAACCAUGUGCAGAGCCUAAGUGCCUUUUCCUUUUGGAAUUUUAUUUAUAAAACUUAACUUUUUUAAUUUACAGAUUUUGAUUAAUUUGAUUUAAAAAACAACUUAAAUGAAUAGGUUUACAAUUGCUAAUAAGAAAAUAUUAUUUGGAAAUUGUGCAAUUAAUUUGAGUUUUGUAGGAUAUCAAAUGGGUACAAAUGACUCUUUGGAAAGAAUGAAGUCAUUAUUUUUUUUGAAACAUAAUAACUCUUUAGGCAUCUGAUUUGAUGGUACUUAAGAACAGAAACUUCAAUCUCUAACAAACUUUUAAAUGUUUCCAAAUAUUGAAUUUAAUUUAGAAGUCUGAAGUUAUUAGGAACAAACAUAAAUAAGAUACAUAUAUAAUUUUUCUGGCCAUCCAUUAUGUACUAUAUCAUACAUAUAUCUAUCUAAUACAUGGUUCAUUGGAAAUUUAUGAUGGCCCUUUUAGAUCCAUAUAUUUACAAAUAACAUUGUAUAGCUUCCUAAAUUUGUAAUAAUAUGACAGGAUUCAGUAUUCCAUGGAAAGUCAAGCCAAAGUACAAGAAGUGUUGUGUUGAUAUAAAUGAUAACAAAGCUUUAAAGAGAUUUGUAAAGACACAAUAACGAAAACUCAGCAGCUGAAGUUCAAACAAGGGGACCAUUUUUGAAUGCCAUUUUCAGAGCUGAUAUCUAUAUUAGAUGAAGUGUUUAAAAAGUUUUAGUGUUUUUGAUUCAUUCUUUCUCUGCAUUCAUAUCAAUUAGCAAAUUAAUGCGUCAUAUAUCAUGGUUUUUGUAAAAAAAAAAAAGGGCCAUUGGGUUGUCAUGGUUCAGUUUGUGUUUGGACAUCCAUGGCUUUCAUUAAAAUGCAUUUAUUAUCAUGAAUAAAUAUUAUCAUAUUUUC